Messenger RNA from Caenorhabditis bovis, 2031 nucleotides. Lineage: Eukaryota; Metazoa; Nematoda; Chromadorea; Rhabditida; Rhabditidae. The record is from the annotation of a GenBank genome assembly.
AUGACCGAGCUUCCAACGACGCCGAUCGGCAACAAGCAAUCGUUGAUUGAUCUGCGUGCCGGAACGAUACUCCGCGAGCACUCGAGGAAGGACAACUUGUAUUUCGGAUGUCCCAUCGGUGUGCUCUUGGUUCUUAUUAUUCUGCUGAAAUGCACAUUUAUAUCGAUAUGGAUUAUACGAGAAUACGAUACAUUCGAUUUCCGAUGCACUUCAUGGGAUGGAGAAACCCAAAUUUUUCGCAGUAAACGAUGGUCGCCAUUUGGAGGAAACUCGGAUCCGAGAAGCUUUUCGACGACAGAUUUGUCUGAAGAAGGCAAACAUGAUGUUAUUCUGAACGACAUUAAGCACAAAAAUCCGAUGUAUGGAGGAUCAGCGAGAAAUCGACAUUCGGUUGAGAAAGAGCGACCGAAAAUUGAUCCGAAUAUCGAUUUCGGACCGCUUCCUCCAACGUUUCGUCGAAAACCGGAGAUUGAGCACGAAGAAAAUGGCGAUGAUGAUGAUGAUGACUUGCCGCUUUCUACAAUGGUGACACUCACGAACACUCAGCUCAUCCCUUUAAAGGGACAAGAUCAAGGGAUCGUCAAAAUGAAAACAAUAAGGAAUCGAGUUGAGAAGAUCGGCUCGAAUGAGGAGCAAUUCGUCGAAAUUGACAUUGCGAAUGCGCCGAGAAUCUACGUGAGCAAGAUCAAAUCGAGACAUGGCGGCGAGCAAGAGGAACAGGCGCUGACUACCGAUUUUUCGCUUAUCAAUGAGCUGGAAAAUGAGAAAAAGGAAAAAGAGAAGAAAAAGAAGCUGAAAGGCAAAGGGCUUAAAAAGAAGAAAAAUAAGGAAAAAAAGCGGAAACAUAAAAACGAGAAAACGAAUGGGAAUGCAUUGAACCAACCUACAACGGAAAAUACGAAAUCUCCAAGGCAUCUUGUCAGUGGUGGAAGCACAACGCGAACGACUAAACGACCGCAUCAGUCGAGUUGGAUCAACGGAGUCAUUGAUCCGGACGAUCCCAAAUUUUCGAAUCAAGGCGAAAUUCGCGGCUACACAAUGCAAACCGCUUCGCGCAUUCCGACAACCACCCCAUCGAGUUUUGCUUAUGAAGCGACUGAGGCUAUCAAGGUGUCGGAGAACACGAGAAUGAUGUGGGAAAUGGAUGAGAUCAAGUACACCACGUUUCUGGCGCCGAAGACCACCGAAGUCACGAUGUUCGAAAAUCGGGCGCCGGAGAACAACGAGAUACCGCCGCCGCCGUCGCCGUCGGUGAUUGAAGCACCGAUAGUAGAUGAGAAAAUAUCUGAUGGGCACACGGAAGUGGUGACAAAUGCGCCGAGCACGACUCACAAGCCGGCACAACAAAUUCGAGACGGCAAACCGCCAUUGAGGAAAUUGAUGUUCGAGAAAAAACCAGCUGCGCCGAAAAAGAUUGUCGAGAAUACGACGAAGGUCCCAAUAUUUGUCGGAAACACUUUUGUCGCCCCAACCGAAAGUCCAUACUACGUUGAAGUGAAUGAUGCUGACACCGAGACGAUUUACAUCAAGGAUAUUACGCCAAUCUAUCGGAAUUUGUUGCUCAAUGGUCCUGAGACGACAACGAAACCGUAUGAUCCGAAGCAUUUUGAAAUUGAGCUAACGCGUCUGAAAUCGUCCACAUUGUGUCUGGCGCGAAUGGCGUUCAAUGUUUGGUGUCUUUUUGUGCUAUUUUCUGCCGUCCCGUUUGUGAUGGGAAUGUGCGUGCCUCGUUGGAGUCUCUUCGUCCUCCACAUCGUCUUCGACUUUUUAUUUCUUGUCGUUGGAUUUGUUAGCAGCAUGACAAUUGCGGUGAUGUCGGUUAUCGUCUACUUUUCCAUCGAUGAAAUGACGUCGGAUUCACUAUUCGAGUUUCUCCUUGUCUCUUUUGUGAUAGAUAUUUUCUUAAUAAUUUACUCACUUAUUGUGCUCGUCGCUUAUCGAUGUUGCAGUCGGCUCGUCGACAAUUGUAUCAAAGACUCGAAUGCGAACUAUAGUUUGGUUGGCGAUGGUGCAAUCGCCGAGCAAGUCUAA